This is a messenger RNA of Xylona heveae TC161, 3108 nucleotides long. RefSeq lists its product as hypothetical. The coding region runs from base 1 to 3108 and encodes 1035 amino acids. Lineage: Eukaryota; Fungi; Ascomycota; Xylonomycetes; Xylonales; Xylonaceae. The record is from RefSeq and is a predicted model, not a curated record. The transcript is spliced from 4 exons.
AUGGGUCCUAAAAGCAAAGGGAAUCAGCGCAACGGUGGCAAAGGAAACAAAGGUCUUUUGCGAAGCAACGAGCCCACCCCGCCUCAGACUCCUUCCAAGGCAGCGGUUCCAAAGUCGCUCGACGAUAGCGGUUUGGAUUUACUUCCCCCUCUUCCAGGCUCAAACCCAGGCUCUCCGUCAUCCCUGUUUUCUGAGGCAGCAACGGGAGUUGUACCAGAGUCAAACCAUCCGAUCGUCAUCGGUUCUGGCGAAGACACCUCUUCUUCCAAGCGGCAAGCCUAUCAGGCCUACGUCGAAGAAGAUACUGACACCCCGGGAGAGCCGUCUGUGCCGCCUCUCGAACAUCAAGCUUCUCUAUUGGAUAUCAAACAGGAUCAGACUAGUCAGAAGGACACCCCUCGCGAGGACACUGGCAGUCAGAUUCAAGAAUCACAAGGAGAACGGGAGAAUAAACCGCCGACCCCGAUUCCAACCGAGAGUACACUAGAGGCUGCUAUCGAUAGUCCGCCCCUCGAGCACAACUAUCUAAAUUCGCCGCGCUCCAGGGACAUCGAUCUCGCGCCAGCACCGUCACCGCCUAUACCAAACGUUUCAUCACUCCAGCAUAGCCUCACAAAUAGCGCAUUCUCGCCACCCUACUCAUCCCAACAGCAGUCUCCUUCCGUGUCCCACCAGCAACUGAACACUGACCCUCACCCUACAUCCCCCCCCGUAUACGGAUAUUACCCAUCACAUUAUCCGUACUCGAGCCAAGCACCCGCAAGUGCCGCUUUCUAUCCAAUGGCACAAGCAGCUGGCUAUCAGCCGGGGCCUCCAUUUGCCUCCCCGGCAACUCAGCCUUACCCGCCCGCUUUUCAUGGCUAUGCUCCGCAAGUACCUAGCAGCUAUCCGGUUCCGCUAGCACGCCAGCCUUCUUUGCAACGCAACGGAUCUACGAGCUCCAGAAAUAGCGUACCUGGCGAGAAGCCAAAUGGAUAUGGAUCAUCUUGGCAAUCUUCCUCCCCAGAUGCAAAUAAUCAACCUUCUGCAGAAGAGAAUAUCGGCGAUUUCCUUCGCCGCAUACAAAGUGCCAUUCCAGAUCUUCAACUGCUUGCCGAGCGAUACAGGGAUACUGCCGGUCAGUUGGGUGUACGGGAAGAGUUUAUUCGACAGAAUGAGGUGCAAAAACUGGAGAUAUUGAAACAGAAAGAGAGCUAUAUCGAAGCCUUGGCAAGGCAGCUUGUUGACGCCAAUCACAAGCACUCUGUGGAGAGUAAUAAAUUGCGUCUGGAAAUUGGGAAUCUCGAGGAGAAACAAAAGGAGUUAUCAGAACACUUGGCUGCAACGGAAGCUUCUCGAAUACAGCUAGAAGAGGCAAGAGCUAGAUUGGAAGAAGAGAAAGGACAAUUGGAGAAGCAGGCGUCUGAUGAAAAGGAAAGGCUUCAGCAAGAAUUUGACGAACGGAAGCAAACGUCCGAAAAUGAGUUCGCAUCCGAAAAAGCUUCGUUGGAAGAAACAUUUGAGGCUCGGAUGAAAGAUCAGGAUCUGGCUUUCAAGGCUAGGGAGGACGAGCUCCAGGACCAAUUUACAAAGGAAAAGGAGAAACUGCAAGCCGAGUUUGACACAAAACGAUGCGAGCUUGAAGAGAGCUCGAAGGCUGCGCAGAAGGACCUAGAGGAUCAGCUCGAAAUUGUCAAUAAAGAUCUCGCCGCCUUAAAAGGUGACCUCGGAACGGCUGCAAGCCGAGAAACUGAAGCGAAGGAGACCUGGGAGACGGAAAAGGCAGCGAUGGCAAAGGGUUGGCAAGACGAGCGGGACCGGCUCAUCGAGGAACAAAAGCGGGAAGUGGAAGAUCUACAGAAGGCAUGGGAGCAGGAGAAAAACGAGCUCUUGAGGAAGAGCGAUGAAGAUAUAGGUGCACAUAAGAAGGCAAGAGAAGUUUUGCAAAAAGGCUGGGAUGACGAUAAAUCCAGACAUGAGCGAAUGGUCGGGGAACUCAAAGCGGUGGCUGAUGUCUUGGGAUCGGAGAAGGGAAAAUUGCAGAAGAUGGUGGAAGCCUUUGGAGAAGAACUCGGGGAUGAGCACUUUCUGAAUCUUCCAAUUGCGCCUUCGGAAGACGUUUUGCGCGAAGUCCCACCGGCAAUGCCAUCAUUUCUGGCAAACACUCAUUCCUCACGCCAGUUACGAGCGGCAUAUAUUCAGCAUACAGUCUCUAAUAUUCUCUGUUACCGUGUUUUUUCGCCCUUCUUGUUCUCGCUCGGUCGCCGCUACGACAAGGCCGACUCCCUUUUCCAGGCCAUGUCCAAUGAACUCCGUCACAAGUCGACCAGAAAAGAAGCCAUCUGGCGCCAGCACACGCUCUACGCUGCCUACACUGCAUCUAGUGCGAAAAAGACUGUCAACGCUGCCGCCGGCGCCGUCGUGGACGAAAUAGUAGCCGCAAUCAGGCCCUUUGCUGAUCCGAAACAAAUGGAACCCCUCUACGGCGCAGUGCGUAGCAUCGUCAAGCUUGCCGCCGAGACAUGGCGACUUGCACGACUAGAACGCGAGAUGAUUACAGCGCGCAUGCCCGCCGCAGAGGACGAAGAUGAAAAUGACGAGGACUGGCUGCCGGCAGAUUACUCAGACCAGGCCACUCCUCCUGCUCCUGGUGCUGCCACCGCUGCUACUGCUGCUACUGCUGCCACCAGCCAUCAACCAGGAGCCGCGCCAGACCAGCCUCCUCGCAAAGUCCUCUUGCGCCUCUUUCCCAUCAUCAGCCGCGAGCCCAUGCACGAAGGGUUCCGCACAGAGGCAGAAAAGCACGAUAAUGGCUGCAGAUACUCGGAUGGGAUUGCGCUGUAUUCAGAUGCACCGCCCGUGAUUGAGCGACUGGCAGAACUCCACGAGACGAUGGUUGCCAGACAGUGUUCGUUUGGCAGCAACUCGCGCCGCUCCGUGACCCCGCCGUCGCCCUUGUUUCCGGCAAAGGACGAGAUUGACAAUGAUACCUUCAACCAGCCUAGUCCGUUGAACGAAUCGCGCGUGGCUGCCAGAUCAUCGGGGUCGUUGAAGCGGGUUUCUUUGCAUAGCGCUGGGGUCAACGGGUCAGACUGGGACGAAUUGCAUUGGAGGAUACCAGAUAUCUAG